Messenger RNA from Mangifera indica (mango), 1025 nucleotides. RefSeq names its product receptor-like protein EIX2. The transcript is spliced from 2 exons. Gene Ontology annotation, molecular function: protein binding. Lineage: Eukaryota; Viridiplantae; Streptophyta; Magnoliopsida; Sapindales; Anacardiaceae. The record is from RefSeq and is a predicted model, not a curated record. The coding region runs from base 45 to 908 and encodes 287 amino acids.
UUGAUCUUGGUGAAAAUGAGUUUGUUGGAAAUGUCUCUGCUUGCAUGGGAGAAAGAUUUUCAAGAAUAAAAAUUCUCAUCCUCCGAUCAAAUAAGUUUCAAGGUCUUUUAUCAGGGGAACUUUGCCACCUCACUUCUCUACAAAUCUUAGAUUUGGCUUAUAACAAUUUAUUUGGAAACAUACCAAGGUGUAUCAGUAACUUCAGCACCAUGAUGAGAGAGAGUGAAGUGGAUGAUGAUAUAGAGUACCCGUCUAAUGCAUAUAUUAAUUCAAGUUUUAUGGAGGAUGCAUUACUUGUGAAUAAAGGUGAAAUGGCUAAAUAUAAUACAAUUUUGAAAUUUGUAAGAAUGAUAGAUCUUUCAAAAAAUAACUUCUCAGGAGGCAUCCCUAUGGGAGUGAUGGAUCUUUCAACGUUGAAAUCACUAAAUUUGUCUCACAAUUCUUUGAUUGGUAGAAUUCCGGAGAACAUUGGUGCUAUGAGUUCUCUAGAGUCCAUUGAUUUUUCUGGAAAUCAACUUUCCGGUGAAAUCCCACAGAGCAUUUCAAAGCUGACAUUUUUAAGUGUCUUGAACUUAUCCAACAACAAACUUUCUGGAAGAAUUCCUUCAAGCACUCAACUACAAAGCUUUAGUGCAUCUUCUUUUACUGGCAAUGAACUUUGUGGUCCUCCUCUUUCUAAUAAUUGUACAGUGAGUGUUCCAACAUCCGGCGAUCAGAACAGAGGAGAAAAAGAAGGUAAUGAAGAUGAAGUAGACUGGUUUUAUGUUAGUAUGGCUCUUGGAUUUGUGGUGGGAUUCUGGAGUUUUAUAGGACCUCUAUUCUUCAGCAGGAGAUGGAGGUGCAUGUAUUUCCAAUUCCUGAGUAGCCUCCAAGACAAAGUGGGCAGUGUUGUAAGAAAAUGUAAUUAGACUUUUUGUGUUCCUCUUUUGAUCUGAAUGUUUGGAGCUUAUGUAUUUUGUAUUUUCUACAUAAGGAUGUUAUUAGUGGUUAUGGUAUUUGAGAUCAAUAAAUCAUAUUUGUAUUAA